UGUACUAGUUACAAUUUUCUCUGGUGUCGCAGUUGCAAUCCCAUCUCACCAUCGUCUUCAUCCCCUCCUCCCUCCCUCCAUCCAUCCAUGGUCAAGACCGCACCUUGGAAUGGGGUCCAGGGCUGAGGAGGAGUGUGGCCUGGCCUAUAUAAAAGGAGCUCCUCCCCUCCCCUGCCUACCACCUCCAUCCAGUACACACACUUGUUGCCACCAGCUCUGCUCUCCUCUGCUCUGCCUCUUGAGCCAGAAGAGAGCAUCCAAGAGGCAAGGUAGGAGGAGAGGAAGAAGAUGGCGCUCCUCCUCUUGGCGCUGGUCGUCGUCGGCGUGGUGGUGGCGAGCAGCCUGCUUCUGAGGUGGAACGAGGUGAGGUACGGCAACGGCAGGAGGAAGCAUGGCGAUGCCUGCCUGCCGCCGGGCACAAUGGGGUGGCCGCUCUUCGGCGAGACCACCGAGUUCCUCAAGCAGGGCCCCUCCUUCAUGAAGCAGAGGAGGCUCAGGUACGGGCGGCUGUUCAGGACGCACAUCCUGGGAUGCCCGACGGUGGUGUGCAUGGACCCGGAGCUCAACCGCCGGAUGCUGCUGCAGGGCGAGGCCGGCGGCAUGGUGCCCGGCUACCCGCAGUCCAUGCUCGACAUCCUCGGCCGCAACAACAUCGCCGCCGUCCACGGCCCGCUCCACCGCGUCAUGCGCGGCGCCAUGCUCGGCCUCGUCCGCCCCGCCGCGCUCCGGCAAAGCCUCCUCCCCAAGAUGGACGCCUUCAUGCGCCACCACCUCGCCGGCUGGGCCGGCACCGUCGUCGACGUCCAGGCCAAGACCAAGGAGAUGGCAUUGCUGUCUGCACUCAGGCAGAUCGCCGGCAUCACCGCCGGCCCGCUCUCCGACGCCCUGCAGACAGAGCUGUACACCCUUGUGCUCGGCACCAUCUCCUUGCCCAUCAACCUUCCCGGGACCAGCUACUACCAGGGCUUUCAGGCGAGGACGAAGCUUGUGUCCAUGCUAGAGCAGAUGAUCGCCGAGCGGCGGUCGUCUGGUGAAGCCCACGAUGACAUGCUGGAUGCUCUCUUGAGAAGCGGUGAUGACGGGACCAGGGAAAAGAUUAGCGACGAGCAGAUCAUUGACUUGCUCAUCGCCCUCAUCUACUCCGGAUACGAAACCAUGUCCACGACUUCGAUGAUGGCCGUCAAGUACCUAUCAGAACAUCCGCGGGCGCUCCAAGAACUCAGGAGAGAACAUCUGGAUAUCAGGAAGGGGAAAUUGCCGGAGGAGGCAAUCGGCUACGACGAUUUCAAGUCCAUGUCCUUCACUCGAGCUGUCAUCUUUGAGACGCUAAGAUUAGCUACUGUCGUCAAUGGUCUGCUGAGGAAAACUACUCAGGAUGUAGAAAUGAAUGGGUAUGUCAUUCCAAAAGGCUGGAGAAUCUAUGUUUACACGAGGGAGAUAAACUACGACCCGUUCAUGUAUCCUGACCCGAUGACUUUCAAUCCAUGGAGAUGGCUGGAGAAGAACAUGGAAUCACAUCCACACUUCAUGUUGUUCGGAGGAGGCGCCCGGAUGUGCCCCGGGAAGGAGGUGGGCACGGCAGAGAUCGCGACUUUCCUCCACUAUUUUGUGACCCGAUACAGAUGGGAGGAAGAAGGGAAGAACACCAUCUUGAAAUUCCCCCGGGUGGAAGCUCCCAACGGGCUACUUAUCCGAGUUCGAGAUUGCUGAUCUCUUGGGAGAUACAUUUUGCAGGGUUUAGAUAGAUAGGGACCCAGAUAGAGAGCGUCAUUCUGCUCUGCUGCGCCGAUGAACAUAUUAGAACAGCCUUGUAAGAAAUAGGAAACAUAGGGAUAGUAUGGAUCUUAUGAACUAAUUAGGGAGUUGAGGUAUAGAAGGUUACAAGAUGCUGCAUUUUUCUUUUCUUUUGUUUCCAACGAUUCUUGGACCGAAACAGAUGUAUCAUGUGGCCAGCUUCUACUUUCAGAUAAAGGAAUUCUUGGACGGAAA
Molecule: messenger RNA, 1989 nt
Organism: Hordeum vulgare subsp. vulgare (domesticated barley)
Lineage: Eukaryota; Viridiplantae; Streptophyta; Magnoliopsida; Poales; Poaceae
Product: cytochrome P450 85A1-like
Exons: 8
Coding region: 289-1710 (473 amino acids)
Biological process (GO): sterol metabolic process
Molecular function (GO): monooxygenase activity; iron ion binding; oxidoreductase activity, acting on paired donors, with incorporation or reduction of molecular oxygen
Source: RefSeq, a predicted model, not a curated record